Molecule: messenger RNA, 922 nt
Organism: Stylophora pistillata
Lineage: Eukaryota; Metazoa; Cnidaria; Anthozoa; Scleractinia; Pocilloporidae
Source: RefSeq, a predicted model, not a curated record
AUGACUGAUCAUGUGCCAAAAAUUUAUUUUCAGCUUCCUAGGAGCUGCAACAGUCUAGUACCCAAUACACCAAGCGGCGUUUACAAAAUCCAGCCCUUGCCCAACAUUGAACCCAUUUUAGUAUACUGCGAGAUGUCGACUGGAGUCAUUGGCGAACGCAAUCGUCACUUCAACUUUCUUCCUCGUAGCAUUACUCGAAGACGUGAUGCCCAGCAAAUUGUCAACGCUCUCUUCACUGACAGAAAGAAUGUCCUGAUCAAGUUGCAGAAAAAAGACGAUCGCAGCGAGGCCUACACUUUGAUCGAGCCUCAUUCUAGUUUCAACAACGUUCAAUUCGGACUGCUGGUCAACAGUCACUCUGGUUACACGGAACCACUGAAUUCUUUCAUGAGAGAUUAUCUCUUCUUGGGAAUUCUCCCUGCAUCGAUUGCCAGGCAGAGGAACCUCCAAGGUUUCACAUCCAACGGGCAGCUUAUCCAGUUCAGAAAUUGCGACGCAAACCCAAACAGCUUGUUCGCUUUCAUGCCAAACCAUGAUCUGCAGACACCGAGCAAGUACCAUCCAAAUCUGGUUUACGAAGGUCGUGGUGUUGCUGUGGACUGGCGUGCAACCGCUAAGAAAAUCACGAGUCCCGAUCGCAUGAUGCCAAAUGACUACUUCUUCUUGACAGAGCUACACUUUGGGGGCUGCGGCUGUUACACAUCCAGCGACCGAUGGAGUAAAUUUGGCUUUCACGCGUCUGCGAUUGGAAUUCGCUAAGACCGUUCCAUGUGUCACACUUCCAGGCAGGAAUAGUUCUGGUCCUACUUGUCACUGAUUCUGCUAUUUUGCUACUUAGUGUAUGUUACCGUAGCUAAACCACUCUGUAAAAGUCGCAAAUCUGUAAUGUCGAGCGAAUAAAAGUACGUGGAAGAAAAUUGUU